This is a messenger RNA of Lineus longissimus, 11133 nucleotides long. Its product is annotated as neurogenic locus Notch protein-like. Gene Ontology annotation, cellular component: membrane. Bases 132 to 7694 code for a protein of 2520 amino acids. The record is from RefSeq and is a predicted model, not a curated record. Gene Ontology annotation, molecular function: calcium ion binding; Notch binding. The transcript has 26 exons. Gene Ontology annotation, biological process: Notch signaling pathway; regulation of developmental process; cell differentiation. NCBI's taxonomy places the organism in Eukaryota, Metazoa, Nemertea, Pilidiophora, Heteronemertea, Lineidae.
GGCAAGAAAAGGGAGAAGUGAGAUCAGACGCAUCACGUCGCUUGGACUUAAUAAGUGUUUAUUUCGGACUUUUACAUUGGAUAUAUUGGAUUUUUAUUCAUUUCUCAUGUUUGGAAUACGUUGGAGUUAGUAUGAGGCUGUGGAUUUUACCAGUGUUGGUGUUAGGCCUUUGGUUUAGUUGUCCAAUAACUGCAGUCAAACACGAUGGUCCCAAAAGGUUCCAGUCGUGUAGUCCAAACCCCUGCAAGAACAACGCGAAAUGUCAGACUCCCAGCACAGGUGACCCAUACUGCAACUGCGGAGACCAAUAUCACGGCGAUUAUUGUCAAUCCCUCGAUCCUUGUUACAACCAACCCGAUCGUUGUAUGAAUGGUGGUACUUGUCAAGUGUAUCAGAGCAUUUCUGGGAUAGUGCCAAGAUGUUCCUGCCCUAUAGGAUAUUCAGGCACUUUAUGUGAGACUGAGGACCCACUGAGCGCCUGUUUUAGUAACCCGUGUCAACAUGGUGGACACUGCAAGCUGAUCGGAACCCUCAAGAACUAUACGUGUACAUGUGUCUCAGGAUAUAGAGGUACACAUUGUGAGUUAAAUGACUACUGUGCCUCCCAGCCAUGCCGGAAUGGUGCGGGGUGUGCGUCACUGUCCACUGGAUUCAAGUGUGACUGUCUGCCGGGAUUUAAGGAUACGACCUGCACCCAGGAUAUCAACGAAUGUACGGAGACGCCCGGAUUAUGCCAGAAUGGAGGAACAUGCAAGAAUACCCAUGGAUCUUACAGUUGCAACUGCCCACCAACCCUUACUGGCAAAAACUGUGAGAAGACCUACUACCCGUGCAACCCUAGCCCAUGUCAGAAUAGCGGCACUUGUACAAAGACGGGGCAACUGACGUACCAAUGUUCUUGCAAGCCUGGUUUCACCGGGGCAAACUGUGAGAUUAACAUAAACGACUGCGUGGAUAACCGAUGUGCUAACGACGCCACCUGUGUGGAUGGAAUUGGAACUUAUACAUGCAAAUGUCCGCCAACAUAUAAUGGUACUUACUGCACAGAAGACGUGGAUGAAUGCUCUUUAGGGAACCCGUGCAAGAACGGGGCCACUUGUAAAAACCAUGAUGGCGGGUUCCUGUGUAUCUGCGUCAAUGGAUGGGAGGGCGCCGACUGUGGGAAGAACAUCAACGACUGUUUGAAUCGGCCGUGUUACAAUGGUGGAACUUGUCACGACAGAGUUGGAUAUUACUACUGCGAGUGUCCGCCUGGGAAGACUGGACUGCGAUGUCACUUGAAUGAUACCUGUGUGAGCCGCCCCUGUCAUGCGGGAGCUUUAUGUGAUACUUCACCAAUAGAUGGCAGCUUCUUAUGCUCAUGUCCAACAGGUUACGAGGGAAGCUCUUGCUCAGAUGACAUCGAUGAAUGCACAGAAAGUUUCCGCUCGCCCUGUGAACACGGUGGCCUCUGUGUCAACACCGCCGGCUCCUUCAUCUGUAACUGCACCAAAGGUUUUACCGGCGAACGCUGUGACAUCAAUAUCAACGAAUGCGCAUCGAACCCGUGCAAGAAUGAUGGCACCUGCUUGGAUGAGAGAGGAGCCUUCAGAUGUGUUUGCAUGCCAGGUUAUGCUGGAAACCAAUGUGAGACUGACAUAAACGAAUGUGCGAGCCAGCCGUGUAAAAAUGGUGCCGUCUGCCAGGACAAGAUCGGGGAGUUCAUGUGCAACUGUCCAAUUGGUUUUACUGGUCGUACCUGUGAGACAGACAUCAACGAAUGUGUUAGCGACCCCUGCCAGAAUGAAGGGAACUGCCUGGACCUUAUCGAUGGUUACCAGUGCGCUUGUAAAAGAGGCUUCAGGGGAACGAACUGUGAAGUCAACAUCGAUGAGUGUGCUGGCGUUGACUGUUACCACGGGACUUGUCAGGAUGGCAUCGGACAGUUCACAUGCAAGUGUGAGCCUGGUUACAAGGGUUUACGCUGCCAGAUCGAUAUCGAUGAAUGCGAGAGCAAUCCGUGUCAAUAUAGCGGCACGUGUGAUAAUCUCAUCAAUGGAUACAAGUGCCACUGUCCGAGAGGAACGACAGGCAUAAAUUGUGAAAACAAUAUCAACGAAUGUUCGAGUAACCCGUGUCGCCACGGCGCCCUCUGUAUUGACGCGAUCAAUGGAUAUAGAUGUCAGUGUCGAGCGGGCUUUACUGGUCAAAAUUGCGAAGAAAAUAUCAACGAGUGUGCGUCGAACCCGUGCGCCCAUGGAGGCACUUGUAUCGACAUGGAGAAUGCAUAUCGCUGCGAAUGUCCACGUGGCUAUUAUGACCAACGUUGCCUCUCCGACAUCAACGAAUGCUCGUCAAAUCCUUGUAUCAACGGAGGGACCUGUGUCGAUGGGUUGAAUCGGUUCGACUGCACGUGUCCACGAGGAUACGAGGGAUUCAAAUGUCACGUGGAGACCAAUGAGUGUCUGUCCAACCCUUGCCAACAUGGUGGAUCAUGUAUUGAUGGAAUGGGAGAAUAUACUUGCAAGUGUGGCCCAGGGUUCACAGGUAAGAACUGUGACGUCAACAUCAACGAGUGUGCCUCGAGUCCCUGCAAGCAUGGCCAAUGUAUCGACCACAUCAACAGCUACCGCUGUGUCUGUGACCUACCAUACACCGGCCUGAACUGUGAUAUCGAGAUGAAUCCAUGUUCUCCUAAUCUGUGCAAGAACAACGCCCAGUGUGUCGCUCUACCAAACUACGAGUCAUUUAUGUGCAGCUGCCCUCUGGGAUAUACGGGUUUGUUGUGUGACCAGGACAUUGAUGAAUGUGCCGCAUCCAACCCAUGUCGUCAUGGAGCCACUUGCCAGAACACCAACGGCUCGUAUGUCUGCCAAUGUGUCCCGGGUUACGAGGGCCGCCAUUGUGAAAACAACCACGAUGACUGCGACCCGGACCCUUGUCAAAAUGGCGGCACAUGUCUUGAUGAGAUCGGUGACUACAGAUGUUUGUGCGUGGAGGGAUUCGGUGGACGCCAUUGUCAGUUUGACGUGGAUGAAUGUUCAUCUAACCCGUGUGAGAAUCGAGCAACGUGCCGGGAUUUCGUCAACUCGUAUACGUGUACAUGUGAGCCGGGCUUCAGUGGUGUGAACUGCGAGACGAAUGAUAAUGAUUGUACUGCUAGUUCAUGUCUGUAUGGAGGAACCUGUCGAGAUGGCGUCAACAACUACACAUGCGUCUGUGCUCCGGGUUACUCCGGGUCCAACUGUCAACAUCGGAUCAAUCCGUGUGAGUCGAAACCGUGUCUGAACGGGGCAACCUGCGAUGAGAAAGAUGGCGCGUACAAGUGUCAUUGUCCAUUUGGAUUCACUGGCCCACGAUGUGAGGAUUUCGUAGACUGGUGCAGCCAGAAUCCCUGUCAGCACGGAGCAACCUGUACCCAGGUGUCCAAUCAGUAUGCGUGUAAAUGUCGGGGUGGAUGGACGGGUACACUCUGUGACAUCAGCAUGGUGUCGUGUGCUGUCGCUGCCCAAGGCCGAGGGGUAACGGUGGCCAACCUUUGCCAUAACGGUGGAACCUGUAAAGAUGUGGAUAACAUCCAUACCUGUUUGUGUUUGCCGGGAUACACAGGCAGCUACUGUGAGAAAGAUAUCGAUGAGUGUGCAUCGACACCUUGUAAGAACGGCGCCACCUGUAAAGAUCUGAUUGGUUACUUCACGUGCGAAUGUGCCGAUGGAUUCCAAGGGUUGAAUUGCGAAUAUGAUAUCGACGAGUGUUCGACGAAACCUUGUCAAAAUGGUGGAAUAUGUCAUGAUUUGAUCAACGGAUUUCGGUGUUCUUGUCCGAAGGGUGCUUUAGGUAUGCUGUGUGAGAUCAACCCGAAUGAUUGCUAUGAGGGUGCUUGCUUCCACGGCGGUACCUGCUUGGACAAGGUUGGCUCCUUCGACUGUGCAUGCCCACCUGGCUUUGUUGGUGCACGCUGUGAGGGUGACGUCAAUGAAUGCCUCUCUAACCCAUGCGACAGCGUCGGCACUCAGGAUUGUGUACAACUCGUCAAUAACUACCGCUGUGACUGCAAAGCAGGCUUUACUGGACGUCUCUGUGAGAACCGUAUCAAUUACUGCCUAACAAACCCAUGUAAUCAUGGUGGAACUUGUAAAAAUGGAAAACGUGGACCAGUCUGUAUGUGUACCCAAGGAUAUUCUGGUGAUCGCUGUGAAUAUACCAACAGUGACUGUGACAGUUCACCGUGCCGUAGUGGAGGGACAUGUCACACCCGUCCCGUCGGCUACUUCUGUGAGUGCCCGACAGGAGCGACUGGUAUACACUGUGAGUUUGAUGUCUAUGAUGAGUGCCAGUCCAAUCCGUGUAUGAACAGUGGACUCUGUCUAAACCAAGUUGCCAUGUACCAAUGUCGCUGUCCACCACUCUGGAAUGGUAAAAACUGUGAGAUAUAUGAUCCUUACUUUACGGGAGGAAUCGCCAUUGAUGUCACAACCACACCAACCACACCUAUCCCGUUCGAUAAACAGAAGGAGCUGUGUAAACUCAACAAGUGUGACAAGAAAGGCAGCAAUGGAGUGUGUGAUAAAGAAUGUAAUACCCACGCCUGUAACUAUGACAACAAGGAAUGCUCCUUGGGGACGCUACCAUUCAAGAACUGUACCAAUCAGAAUGCAUGCUGGGAACUCUUCAAGAACGGUCAAUGCGACCAGAUUUGUAACACAGAGGCGUGUCUUUAUGACGGGUUUGACUGUGAGGAGAAAGUAGAGGAGUGUAAUCCAUUCUAUGACAUGUACUGCAGCAAUCAUUUCGCUAACGGACAUUGUGACACGGGAUGUGACACAGCGGCAUGUGCCUGGGAUGGUCUCGAUUGCGAUAAUGAAAACGAAAAGCUCGCCAAGGGUGAAUUGGUUGUCGUGAUCUAUAAAAUGACUCCAGCAGCAUUUAAGAAUAUCUCCACCCAGUUUGUGCGACGGAUGGGUAUGCUGCUUCGUGCGACUGUCAGGAUUAAGAAGGAUGUGUCUGGGAAUGAUAUGAUCUACCCGUGGCCGAACACCGUCAAACGUGUCAAGAGAUACAUCUCUGAUGUGUUCUCCCGAACCAAACGUGCUGCCGAGUAUGGGACAGAAGUCUAUCUUGUGAUUGACAUCCGCAAGUGUAAGGAGAGUAACUUGGAGUGUUUCGAUAAUACGAAAGAUGCAUCGGAGUUCAUCGUCGCUUCAAUGAACAAAGGAUGGGAACCUGGAGUGAUGAUUGGUCAAAUAUCUUCGACGACGGGUCCAAGAGAGCCCCCGACGACUGAUGUGACAAAGAAUCUAACGUACAUCAUGGCCGGCUCUGUUUGUAUCGUCAUCAUUGCGUUGUUGCUUGGUGUACUUGUAACAGUCUCUCGACGUCGUGCGCGGGGUAAUACCUGGUUCCCAGAAGGAUUUCUACGUGCAGCUGGGACUUCUAGGACGAGGCGAUCACAUCGUCGUGGACCAGAUGGAGAAGAAAUGAAAAAUGUCCACAAGGGGUCGCAACAGUCACAACUAGAUCGUGUUGAUGCCAAUGACAACACGACAGUGUCUCCACCAGAUGGCAGCAGCUGGACAGAGGAGGACACCAUGGGACAGCCGAAGGCAAAACGAUUCAAAACGGAACCGUCUAUGAUGACGGAAUCUUCCACCGACCCGACUCCUAAUGGUGAUGUCCCCAAUGGAGAUCUAGAUCAGACAGACACAAGGCAAUGGACACAGCAGCAUCGCGAUGCAGCCAAUAUUCACGGAGCACCGAUUAUGGCAAUGAGUCCACCUGCUGAUGAAGCUAUCGACACAAAGGAUGUGGAUGUUAGAGGACCUGAUGGGUUCACCCCCCUGAUGCUAGCCUCCUUCAGGGGAGCGGGACUGGAUGGUAUAGAUGACGAAAGUGGAUCCGGAUCGGCCGAAGGUGGAGAAAUCGACGACGGAUCUGCAGCGAUUAUUUCUGAUCUUCUGAUGCAGGGGGCAGCACCGAAUGCUCAGAAGGAUCGCACCGGAGAGACACCGUUACAUCUAGCUGCACGUCAUGCAAGAGCUGAUGCAGCUAAACGGCUCCUGGAUGCUGGGGCUGACCCUAAUGCCCAGGAUAACACUGGGCGGACACCACUUCAUGCUGCUAUUGGUGCCGACGCACAGGGAGUGUUCCAGAUCUUAUUACGGAAUCGCUCCACCAAUCUGAAUGCGCGGAUGCACGACGGAACGACACCAAUGAUCAUGGCAGCUCGGUUAGCCGUAGAAGGCAUGGUCGAGGAAUUGAUCAAUGCCGAUGCUGACAUGAAUGCCACCGAUGAGUACGGAAAGACGCCGCUUCAUUGGGCGUCGGCCGUCAAUAAUGUUGAGGCCACGAUCCUUCUCCUUCAGCAUGGUGCUAACAGGGACGCUCAAGAUGCAAAGGAUGAGACUCCUUUGUUCCUUGCUGCGCGAGAGGGAAGCUACGAAGCCGCCAAGUGCCUCCUGGAUCACUAUGCAAAUCGUGACAUCACAGAUCACAUGGAUCGGUUACCAAGAGACGUCGCACACGAAAGGAUGCAUCCUGAUAUUUUACGCCUUCUCGAUGAGUACCAUUUGAAUAGCCCAAUGAGCAACGGACUUUCAAAUUCACCAUCAAUGCCGAAUGGAGCGUACUGUCCGCCCGGGAUGAAGCAAGUUCGUCCUAAAUCGCGGAAGUCACGUGUCAAUCAUGCAAAGGAUCAGAUGUCGCCGGCUAAUGGCCGCCUGGUGGCUGUACCAAACCGCAGCAGCAGCAAGAACAAGCGCAAGAAGCCGCAACAAAAUGGACGCUCAUCUGCGCAGCAUAAUGGCGAGGUUUCAUCAAUCAGUGGCCUGUGUCCGGCAGAUUUGGAGAUCGAAUCUCCUACGGGUUACCCUGACCUCAGUAAAGGAUAUGAUCCAACGUGUAAUGGACAUAUGGGUAUUUCACAACAGGAUAUGCAAACCCUUGGUGACAUUGCCACAAGCUGUGCCAUGGCGCAAGCUCUCGAGGACCACAAUCGUAUGACGUAUGUGCCGGCAAAGUUGAUGCCUCCGAUGGAGCACAUGCGGGUGCAGGGAUCGGCGUAUCCCGGCCAACAUGGCAUCAGCUCGAGUCCUAAUGGACAGGUCGGCAUGAAUGAGAUGUACUCGAGCAGUAGUCCUGCAUCACAGUGUAGUGUCAACAAUGGAUAUAACAGCCCGAGUUCGUCGGGUAGUAGUCCGAUCAAUCAAAAUGUUGGCUCGCCCAACAAGAAGGGACUGGGACUUCCAACCUCGCCCACACACAUACAAGCCAUGCAAAAUGCACAGUUCAAUCUUCGGCAUAGUCCACAUAAUUAUUUGGAAAGUUUUGGACUUCCUCCAGAUUUGAAUAGCAUUCCUGUCUCCGUUAUCGGCCCUGACAUGUCGCGGCAACAAAAGGGUUAUCCUCCACAAACACACAUCAAUCUUCAUAAUCAUCACAUGACACCAAUCGAUCAGUAUCCCACGCCACCGUCGCAACAUAGCAAUCAUGUGGACUCAACGUCGCAACACGUGAAUGGUCUACCACUGCCGGAUACGCUGUAUCUUACACCAUCACCAGACUCACCCGGGCAAUCGCCAGGUCAGUGGUCAAGCUCCUCACCACAUUCCGCCCACUCUGAUUGGUCAGAAGGCAUAUCGAGUCCCCCGCAACCAGUUGGUCAGAUGCCCGCCAAUCGAGCGGCGAAAAAACAUUUAGCGGAUGCGAUCUACAUUUAGGUGUUCACGUUGAAGCUGAACUGUUCAGACUUCUAGAGCUGUGAUGAGAUUAAAUGUUCACGUACUCACGUUAGAAAAUCAUCCGGUUGAGUUUCACGAAGUUAAAGUUAUUGUAAUCAUCGCAGGGCCAACUUGGCUGCUGUCUAUAACUGCUUUGACACACAUUGCUGUGUUAGAACAGUAAAAAGGAACUGAAUAGGUGAUUUGAAAAUGAUUCCUUGUGACUGCUCAAAGGAUAGUUUUCUAAUGUGAACCUGAACACCAUGCACAAAUAACUGUAAAUAAUGUGGCCAAAGACUGCUAGUGAUGUGACUGAGAUUCAUGGAGACUUACGGAGCCCGUGAGAGAUUGACUCUAUGCACUUUUAUACGAUGGCUUCAAUAUUCUGAUAGUGGCAGCAAGGAUAUACCCGCAGAAAGUCCAAUAAACCAAAUGUGCUCUGUAAAUGUAUCAAGUGUGAGUAAUCAAACUGAAAAUACUUUCGGCAUACACCUACAUGUAACUUGAUGACAUUUUUGUGUUCCCAUACAUAUUUUCUUACCAAUAGUACUGUCAUUUUGGGUUGUAAUAUGAUUACAGAAGAUUUCUGACUUUCGCAGUGUUCGUGCCUGCUGGGAAGCUGAUACUACAAUAGACUUUUGAAGAACUCUGGUUCUUAUUUUCUGAAGAAAAGAUGUAUAUAUUUCACAUUGGUUUCAUUCGUCAGAACACUGAAAGCAUCCAAGUCCUAUGCGACUUAAAUCUUUCCGGUGGUGUUGUCCUUGGAGAAUUGAAUGACUUUUAGUCAUCAUUUCUGAAUAUACCCAUAUUCAUUGCUGGCCUUCAUAUGUUCAUGUAUGUAGUGCAUAUCGAGUUCUAUACAUGUAUAUGCAGGGAUGUAAAAUAUUAUAUAUUUUGUACAACAAUGACCUAUAUCACGUUUUCUAAUGUUUUCACAUUUAUAUACGAGUUCUCCAUGUGUAGGCAUGUUCUCCUAUCAUUGUGUGGUAUGGUAGUUAGGUAAGAUAGUUAACCCUUUAAAGACUCGCCUUCUCUAACUUUGGAGGUUAACAGAUCUUGUCACCAUUUCCUGCCUGAGCACCACAUGUAGAGGUUCUCCUGCAAUGCAUUAUUCAAGUCUUUUCGUAGAACCUUGAUUUGAUUUCGUCAUCGACUUUCAGCAACACUUCUUGAAAGAGAAAAUGUUGAAUAUUUUCUCCAUCGACGUGAUAUCUUUAAAGGGUUAACGUCUUCUCUCUGUCAUAGAGUAGGUGUCUCCUUCAUCAAUCCCUCAAAUAAAGUUCAUAUUUAUUUUUCUACUGGGAAUAUUCUGCCUCAGUCUGACUUUGUUGGUGAGAUUAUUUCGAGGUUUUUGGCAUUUUGGGUUUCACAGGACCUGUUACAACUAUUGUGUCUUUAAGGGGGAUAUUUCAUUUUUGUGACACAAUACAAAUUGGGGUUAUUUUUCAUUUGUAAAGAUCUGCAAAUCUGUGUUAUUAUUCUGUAAAUAGUGUAGUUAUGUAGAUACACAUUGAAACUUGUGUUCUGGGUCACUCCAUUCUAUUUUCAUUAUCAUUUGUGUCAGGUUUGUCUUGUACACCCCUCUGAUUCAAAAUGAGCGUGAUCCAGUACUGUCAUUAUGGCUUAAAAUUGAUUGGGUUCAUUUUUGCUGGAGGGGUGAUUUUCUGAAUAUUGAAGGAUCACAUGAUUUAUUUGUCAAUGUUAUUUUUACUCAUAUUGGUCACUGAUAUUGUUUAGGGGUAUUUUUUAUUCUCAUUUAUGGAAAUGGAUUAACAUCCAUAAUGUGAAAUUUUUCAAGGAAAUUUGUUGGGAAUAUUCCUGAUGAGUUUUAGCUCGAGUCAGAAUGAAGCACAACCAGUCGUCUUCAGUCAGCCAGGUGCAAAGUUUUUAAAAAGCCAAUUCAAGUUUUGUUGAAAUCAAAUGUCAAAGGUCGGCGAUGUCUUCCAAGGCGUGUGAGGUGUCAUUUAUGACAAAACUCAAGAAAGCUUUCCUGUUCCUAAUAAUGAUAGGUCGACAAUCAAAAAUGAUUUGAUUCUCAAUGGUUUGGAAAAUCUGAAUGGCUACUUGGGUUAUGGGUUACCUUUAAUUUAUUUCUUGCAAACUUUUUGUCCAUAUUUACGUUGGGCUUUGCUUCUCGACAUAUUGCGCUAUUUUAAGUUUGGUACUUUUGCGUUGAUUGUGUACAUAGAAUUUUGUAAAUUAUUUAUUUGAAAACUUUGCAGCUGGCUGAACAGAGGGAGACUGUUGUUAGCUUCCUUUGAUAUGUUGAAGGAUCCAGAGGAAGUUUGAGGAAAUAUCCAAUCUGUGCAUCUGCUCUUCGGCCAUGCAUUUCAUGUGCUUUGGGACUGUCACUGUAUCUGCAUAGUUAAGCCUUACUAUCCUUUAUGGAACCAAACUUAGCAUUUUGAUACCAUAAUUUCACAACUAUUUUAAAUCAGCCUUUGACAAUGUCCCAUUUUACGUAUUGUGGAAUGUUUCCCUUUUACAUCUUUAUCAGAAGAAUUCAUGCACUAAAUUAUUUUAAAUUAUUACAGUCUUCCAAGGUUGUUGAAAUUAAGUGUCAAAUCUGAGGACACACACUGUUAAUUAUCAAUAUCGUUACUUGUGAUUUACUGCAGUGCCUUUCAUGUGGUUUUUAGCAUUUGUAAGACAAUGUUUACACAUCAGUUUGUUGGCAUGACGACACAUCUGGUUGCUAUGUUAACUUGUUUCUCAGAUGAAGAAUCUCAUCUUUUUGAUCUGACAGUUUUUGUCAAAGUUUGUUAGAGUAUUCCAAUAUUUUGUUUCCAUGGUGAAUUUUAAGGUAUGUCUCCAUGGUUACCAAUGGUAUCAGUGGAGAUUUACUGACAAAUACUCUUUCCUUUUAACCUUAUUAAGACAAUGGCUAAGAGCAGAAGUGUAAGAAGAAGUGUAAAUACGUGUUCAUGCUUAUUGUCAGGGUUUAGCAAGACUGGACUGGGUUUAGUUGGGUUGUCGUGUUCUGCACAAUUUCCUUUUUUUAUGAGCCUCAGGCAAGAUAAAGAAACUUGGUUUUGGAUGCUGAACUUGAACUCUAAUCAGAUUUUGCAUGUUUUCACUUCUCAUUUGUUUGUUUUUGUGAGGUCUGUAUCAUCACCAGUUGUACAGUUGUGUGUUAAUCCUGAGACUCGGAGUAUCAACCGGCUUGGGAUGUGUAUGCUGUGACCCAUACCUGCAGGUUAGGAUGCCAAUGCAAGGAUAACCCCAAUGAAAACUUAUGUUUACGUUGGACUACACUGACCCAGUCCGUCUGUCACCCAAUUGCAUGGCUUGAGGCUGUCGCUACAGCAAUGGUUUGUAACAUAUCAAUGUUAUAGGUUGAUGAGAUUUUCUUGUACAGAAUUGGUCGAAUGCAUUUAUCAUCAAUAACUAGUGACCCAAUACUUGAAUGAUGUCAAUAAAAUUAGUUAUACAAUUGUAA